CAACGUAACUUUUAACUUUUAUUAGAAUCGUUCCUAAAAUGCAUAAAGUUUUGCAUCGUUUUGUGGGUUAACUUUAGAUGCUUUCUUAAGAUGUAUUUGAAGUUUUGAUGAUGGUGGUUGACAACCAGUAGCACGAACGACCAGCUUGUCACGUGACGUCCUUGUAUCUCUGUCAUGGACAUCUGCAAAAUGGAGAACCGUGACGCUAAAGAACCUGAGCAGCUCAGAAAGCUGUUUAUUGGAGGGCUGAGUUUUGAAACCACAGAGGAGAGUUUGCGGGCCCAUUUUGAGCAAUGGGGAACUCUCACCGAUUGUGUGGUGAUGAGGGAUCCCAACAGCAAGCGGUCAAGAGGGUUUGGCUUUGUUACAUACUCUAAUGUAAGAGAAGUUGAUGAUGCCAUGAAAGCAAGGCCUCAUAAAGUAGAUGGCCGUGUGGUUGAACCCAAGAGAGCUGUGUCCAGAGAGGACUCCAACAAACCAGGCGCACAUCUAACGGUGAAGAAGAUCUUCGUAGGUGGAAUCAAGGAGGACACUGAAGAGUACCACAUUCGGGAGUAUUUUGAAAAGUAUGGAAAGAUUGAAUGCAUUGACAUCAUGGAAGAGCGCUCGACAGGGAAGAAGAGAGGAUUCUGCUUUGUCUCCUUCGAUGAUCAUGACACUGUCGACAAAAUUGUUGCCCAGAAAUACCACAUAAUCAACUUUCACAACUGUGAAGUCAGGAAAGCUCUGUCUAAACAGGAAAUGAAUGCUAUGUCCAGCAAUCGGGGACGAAGCAGUGGAUCAGGAAAUUUCAUGGGGAGAGGAGGUAACUUUGGAGGUGGUGGUGGCAACUUUGGCCGAGGUGGCUAUGGUGGAGAACGUGGAGAUUAUGGCAAUGAUUUUGACAACGGUCCAGGAGGAAAUUAUGGUGGUGGACCAGGUUAUGGAGGUGGACGAGGAGGUUAUGGAGGUGGUGGUCCAGGAUAUAACAACCAGGGUGGAGGAUUUGGUGGAAACUGUGAUGGAGGUUAUGGAGGCAAUAGUGGAGGAUAUGGAGGUGGGGGAAAUUACAAUGACUUUGGAAAUUAUGGUGGGCAGCAGUCUAACUAUGGGCCCAUGAAAGGAAAUAAUUUUGGAGGCAGAAACUCCAGUGGACCCUACGGUGGUGGCUACGGCUCUGGUGGCAGUGGCGGGGGCUAUGGCUCACGACGAUAUUAGUCAUUUCAUGUUUUGAUGUGGAAAUGGGCAUUCUCUUCUUGCUGAAAAUCUGUAAAGACCUGAUAACAUGGAAGGUUCUGGAUGGGUAAGACUUUUUUGAAAUAUUAUCCAAGGCUGCAUAUUGUGAUUUAACAGUGCAUACAGAGUUUAAACAAGGUGUAAGACAGAAAUAUUCCAGGGUGUGGAUGAGACGGUGACAUCCAAAAUGUAUUCUUUUUGAGCAGAAUUCACCUGUUCUUUAUUCCACUUCUUGAAACCGUUAAACCUAAUUUCCACGUUUUGCUGUGCUGGUUAUUUCAGGUUAAGUUGAUAGCAAUGUAACACUUAGCAAAUUAAGAUUUGAUAUAAAGUCAGAGAAACAAAUCUUUAGAUUACUUUCUUUUCUUAGUUUGGGUUUAUCAGAUUAAUAAUGUUAGUCAUUAUUCAUGGUACAAAUGUAUGUUGCUGUCUAUACAUUCAGAAGCUGAAUAUAUUCAAUUUAUUGUAAUAUCAUUUCAGUCUCAUGAUGUCUGGAAACGUAACAAUACACAAGUGUUUUAUUUCUAAUGGAAAGUUAAAUUUACAAAUGAUCUAAAUAACUUGAAAUAUGUGGAAAUAUGUCUAUAAAAAAGGCUGCUAAUCAUCCCCGAGUUGGUUUAUGUACACUUAAGUUACAGAACUCUUAUAUUUUCUUUGCCUAAAUUGAGUAAGUAAUGUUUAUAUAUAAUGCACCUUUCACAGACACUCGUCACGAAGUGCUUCUAAGAGAAAGCAACAAAAAAAAAAAUAUAUAUA
This is a messenger RNA of Melanotaenia boesemani (Boeseman's rainbowfish), 1971 nucleotides long. RefSeq names its product heterogeneous nuclear ribonucleoprotein A3 (gene hnrnpa3). The record is from RefSeq and is a predicted model, not a curated record. Gene Ontology annotation, molecular function: RNA binding. The transcript has 11 exons. NCBI's taxonomy places the organism in Eukaryota, Metazoa, Chordata, Actinopteri, Atheriniformes, Melanotaeniidae. Bases 175 to 1197 code for a protein of 340 amino acids.